GAAAGGAAAAAGGUUCGUUAUUGAUUUCUGUAACUUGUUUGUGCGUCGAUGAAUUUGAGCUGUUUUAUUCAUUAUCAUGUUGGACUUGAAGGCAUCACAGCUUCUUCACUUAAUGGUCAGAAUAAAGCCGGAUGACGAACUAGGAAAAGAUCAAGCAAACUAAAAGGAAUUGGAUAUUAACAUUUGGACAAAGCCUUCCCAUAAUAGUCAUAUUCUAGAAGGCGUGAACUGAAGAAAUCAAAGCUACACAAGUGAUUCAGUUGAUUUGAGUUGCAGUGAAAGAAAUACCAUUAAUUUACUUCAAAAAUAAUCUUUUAUGGAGGAAGGAAAAUCAGUUUACUUCUAUAAUUUAAUACGCUUUUAAACCUACUUGUGACCAGUUUUAAACAUUUCCUAAAGAUCUUCUUGUCGCGGUAGUUCCCAAUGUUCUGAGGACGUUCUCUUGAUUCUUUGGGACGGUGAUACUGAAAGAGGCGGAAGUUGGUAAACAGAGAGGAGGUAUUUGUGGGCGGAGCCUGAGUCUUCCAGGAAUGUCACCGUGUUCUGCUGCAUUCCUGCUGUCGGCAAACCGGUCGCUGGCGGUGCUGCAGGUGAGCGAUGGAGCUGAAGGUGUGGGUGGAGGGCGUGGUCAGAGUGGUGUGCGGCCUAUCGCUGAACACUUCCUGCCAGGACGUCGUCAUCGCUCUGGCUAAGUCACUUGGCCAGACGGGCCGUUACAUCCUCCUCGUGCAGCUGCGAGGAGAGGAGAGGCAGCUGGUGGCGACCGACUGUCCUCUCCAGCAUCUGGCCCAGCUGGGUCCGCUGGCCGCGGAGGUCCACUUCGUUCUGCGGAGGACCGGUCCGAGCCGCGCCGGAGAAGACACGCCCGGCCCGGCAGAGCCGGAGCCCCACGGGGCUCUCACCGGUCCGGGUUCCUCUGCACGCCCCAAGAGGACUAAACCAAACAGGGCCUGGUCUCCGUCGCCCAGGGCCUCCCCGGAGCCCCGAGCUUCCCCCGUCCCGCUCACGGACCCUCUCAACUCCCCCAAGGAGGAGGCGUUCAGGCAGAUUCUGCAUCAGCAGAGGAGGCUGCGAGAGCUGGAGAUCCAGCUCAGGUCCCUGGAGAGAGAGACCGAGGCGUGGGAGAGGUCAUCCGACGAAGCUCCCGGUCCGGCUCCGGUCACCGAAGGGGAACUGGAGGAUCUGGAGCGGCGGCUGAGGCAGAACGAGGAAGAUCUGAUGCAUCGACAUCAGUGGGAGGAGGAGCUACGGGCCGAGACGGACAGAGAACCAGAUCUGCACAGGCGGCUCCAGCAGCUCCACUCGUCCACGCAGGGCCACGGCCAUCAGAUCGAGGAGCUCCACGUCCGAGCUGCAGAGCUGGAGCAGGACUUGCAGCUCGGAGCCCACAGACGGAGCUCCCGGGCGGAGGCCGGGCAGCCGGAGGAGGCGCUGAGGCCUUUGGAGCAGGAGCUGCAGUACCGCCGGCAGCAGGCAGAGGACCUGGAGGCGGACCUGGAGGCGGCGCUGUCGGGGACGCAGAGGGAUCUCCAGAGGAAGGAGGAGAAGCUGCAGGGCAGACGGGAGGUGCUGGAGGAGCUGAACAAGGAGCUGAGACAGUGUAAGCUGCAGCACUUUAUCCUGCAGACCGGCGGUCCACACGCAGACCAGACAAACCUGCCCGGCACUGAAGUUUACCUCAGCAAUGCUGGUUUAAAGGAGUAGCGGCACGCGACUGUACGUCAUCACAUGGUUUGAAGGACAGGAAGUGCUCUGCUUUCCCGUGUUCAGUGAAUGUGCGCAGGAGUCCGAGGGAAAGGACUGACGAUGAGUUUGGUUCCACUGGGGAAGUGUUGGGUCUUAUCUUUUCAGAUCAGAUGAAGAGGAAAGAAUUAAAGAAGGAGAAUCAGAAAGAGCUGAAAUAAUGUGAACUAAUGCUGAAAGAUUAAACUAACAGUCAACUCUUCUCUGUUUCCACCGCAGGACAUCCCGUACUGGACGGAAAACAUGUGCUCGUGUGAUAAGCCAAUCACGGGCAGUUCCUUUGUAAAAAAAUGUAAAAAGGCUUGUCACUGAUUCAAAAUGAACAAUUGUAUAUUUGCCUGUUCAUAUUUGCCAUAAAGUCUGUUUUUUUAA
Messenger RNA from Cyclopterus lumpus (lumpfish), 2115 nucleotides. Its product is annotated as ras association domain-containing protein 7-like. Bases 598 to 1704 code for a protein of 368 amino acids. NCBI's taxonomy places the organism in Eukaryota, Metazoa, Chordata, Actinopteri, Perciformes, Cyclopteridae. The record is from RefSeq and is a predicted model, not a curated record. The transcript is spliced from 5 exons. Gene Ontology annotation, biological process: signal transduction.